Molecule: messenger RNA, 596 nt
Organism: Hibiscus syriacus
Lineage: Eukaryota; Viridiplantae; Streptophyta; Magnoliopsida; Malvales; Malvaceae
Exons: 2
Coding region: 36-479 (147 amino acids)
Source: RefSeq, a predicted model, not a curated record
CAAAUCAACAGACUCGAAAACAUCAAACAAAGGCGAUGGGUAAGCCUGGUCCUGCAAUAUACACAGAUGUGACAAUCGAUAACUGCACCAAUGAAAACCUCAGCCUAUACGACGAAGUUGAUUGGUAUGGAUUUGCAAACCGGCCGCUUGUUAUUCCAGCGCAAAUGUCUGAGAAAAUUAAGCACCAAGCUGAUUCCCAAACUGGAGAUUCUAAAGGUGGGGUUGCAUAUACUAUCAAAAAGAAUAUUAGGUGGGUUGUUGCCUGGAGCAAUAUGAAAGAUAAAGACAAUAUGGUUUAUAUUGAUAUUACUGAAACGGAUGAAAAAAUUGAUUGGAAUUUUUACCAAUCACUUCUGGACACAUCCGAUUCGAAUCCUGAAGCUGUGAAUAAAUAUCGGAACACGACAGUAGCUAACAUCGAUCCAAGCAGCGUUACGCCACUUAUGAGGGCAGCACUCAACCCAGCUCUCAAUAUUUGAUCUCCUACUCUCCUGGUUAUUCGGCUGUCCAAAUUAAAUGGUAAUAAUGUUGCUUUGAAUGCACUACUAAAUAGUAAUAGUAAUAGUAAUUGUAAUUGUAAUAGUAAAAUAAAGGCU